AUGGCCCCUGAUAACGGGCUCCGUCGCCCCUCGGGGUUGUCGGUUGAGCAGGGCGUGGCUACCACCAAUGCCGAUCAGACUCUGGAGGAUAUGGGAUACAAGCCUGAAUUAGCCCGCAAUCGAUCCGUCUGGCAGGUCACAUUCAUGUGUUUCAUUCUCUCCUCGGUGCCCUACGGUCUCUCUACCACCUUGUACUACCCCCUCGUCGCCGGAGGACCCGCCAAUGUCAUCUGGGGAUGGGUGAUUAUCUCGUUCCUCAUUCUCUGCGUGGCCAUCUCCCUGGCUGAAAUCACCUCGGUGUAUCCGACUGCUGGCGGGGUAUACUACCAAACUUUUGUUCUCUCGCCGCUGUGGUGCCGUCGCGUCGCCUCUUGGAUCUGCGGGUGGUCGUACGUAGCGGGAAACAUCACCAUCACACUGGCCGUCAAUUUUGGAACCACGUUACUCUUUGUAGCCUGUCUGAACGUGUUUGAGACAUCUACUGGUGCAGGCAUCAUGGAUGAUUUUGCGACCUAUCAGACGUUCCUGCUCUUCUUGGCUAUUACCCUGCUGACCCACGCGAUCUCGGCAUUUGGAAACAAAUGGCUGCCCUGGUUGGAGACAUUCGCGAUUUUCUGGACUAUGGCCGGGUUACUCGCUAUUAUUGUCUGUUUACUCUCGAUUGCGAAACAAGGGCGUCACAACGCAGCUUGGGUCUUUGGACACUUUGAACCCCAAGCUGGAUGGCCUGCAGGAUGGUCAUUUUUCAUCGGUCUUUUACAGGCAGCCUACGCCACCUCGGCAACUGGCAUGAUUAUCUCUCUCUGCGAGGAGGUCCGAGAGCCGGCUAUCAUGGUCCCCAAGGCCAUGGUCGGAACAAUCGUUAUCAACUUCGUCGCCGGUCUGCUCUUCUUGGUCCCCGUCUGCUUUGUGCUGCCGGAUCUGGGUGAGCUUGUCGCUUUGGUCUCCGGCCAACCAACCCCCACCAUUUUCAAGGUCGCAAUCGGGAACAACACGGGAGCAUUCUGCCUUUUGAUCCCGCUUCUCGUUCUGGGAAUUAUCUGUGGUGUGGGGUGCGUUACAGCCACAUCGCGCUGCACCUGGGCAUUCGCGCGCGAUGGCGGCAUUCCAGGAUCCGGCUGGUGGAGCAAGGUACACCCCAAAUUGGACAUCCCCUUCAACGCCCUGGUUUUGGGAAUGGUUGUGGAGAUCAUCCUCGGCGUGAUUUACUUCGGUUCGACCGCGGCAUACAACGCAUUCUCCGGCGUGGGUGUCAUCUUCUUGACCACCAGCUAUGCUUGUCCCAUCGCCGUCUCUCUUAUCUUCCGCCGUCGCGAAGAUAUCAAAAACGGCAAAUUCAACUUCGGCGUAUUUGGCUUAAUCGCCAAUGUCCUUGCUCUGGCUUGGAGUCUUCUUGCCAUCCCUCUCUUCUGCAUGCCAACCCUCAAGGAGGUCACCCUGGAAAGUAUGAAUUACGCUUCUGUUGUGUUUGCCGGGUUCAUCGCAAUUGCUGCAGUCUGGUAUGGUGUAUGGGGAUAUCACAAUUACCGUGGACCCCCAACAGACGCCGUGGAGCAUGAUGAGCCAUCAUCCCCCGUCCAUCCUACUUACAAUGAGGUUAUGCCAAAGAAGCUUUGA
This is a messenger RNA of Penicillium salamii, 1617 nucleotides long. The record is from the annotation of a GenBank genome assembly. NCBI's taxonomy places the organism in Eukaryota, Fungi, Ascomycota, Eurotiomycetes, Eurotiales, Aspergillaceae.